AGGUCGGCAGCCAGGUUACUCACAAGGCGCGCAGCCGGUUGGACCAGGAUAUGUCGUUCGCGGGCACCAGAGAAGACGACGAGAACCAGUCGGAUCUGGUCGGCGAGCUGGGCUUCCACGAGAAGCUCGUCGAGGGGCUUCCCAAGCUGCAGCAGAACUGCAAGAUCCAGCGUGCCGCGAGCGAUUGCGAGAGGGCCGAGCUGAUCUUGUCCCUGCUCAUCAACAGCACGGUCGGUCCAGAGCCGAAGCCGCCGUACACGCACAAUUCUCUGGCCAAUGGCAUGGCUGGGCUGAGCUUCUUCCUGUACUUCCCGGGCCCCAUGUACGCGUUCGCGACCCUGGAUACGAAUCACGAUAACGUAGUGCAGAUGUCUGAGGUCUGGAAGAAUAUUCCGAUCGAGACGGGGGACGGCACCCUGCUGGUGGAGAACGGGUUCUUCGAGGUCCUCGACGGAAAUUUCAAGGAUGGCAACGUGACUCGGACAGACAUGUACGAGUACAUGCGCUCGCUGAUCCUGGUUCGAGACGUUGUGAGAGACAUGGACCUGGUGAACCCCUACGCGCCCACGCCCAAGUGCCUGAUAUCCGCCCGGAGGGUGCUGGAGGGGGCGAAGCUGCCUCGGCCGAAGUUGGGCUACUGGACGAAGCUCAUAUGCAUCUUUUUCAUCUUCACAGGUGCGCUCGCCUCCCACUUCUUCUUCUGCGCCCCGCCGCCGAAGGAGGACAGGGAAUACUACUAGCCGCUUCUCAAGCCCAGCUGGUCGUAGGCCGCUGGGCGCUCGGACCUUGCGCUGCGGCGCGGACGCUGGGCCGUGCGAGCCAGGCCGGGCCGCGCGGGCGGCGCGCGCGGCCCCGGCGCAAGGCGGGAGAAAGGCGCGCGGGCCUACGGGCGCGGCGCCGGCCGCGGCGGGG
This is a messenger RNA of Prorocentrum cordatum, 912 nucleotides long. The record is from the annotation of a GenBank genome assembly. NCBI's taxonomy places the organism in Eukaryota, Dinophyceae, Prorocentrales, Prorocentraceae.